This is a messenger RNA of Medioppia subpectinata, 702 nucleotides long. The record is from the annotation of a GenBank genome assembly. NCBI's taxonomy places the organism in Eukaryota, Metazoa, Arthropoda, Arachnida, Sarcoptiformes, Oppiidae.
AUGAGUGAAACAGAUUUCCAGACGUUUUACUCGGAGGUGAAGCACAUGGAAAAGGAGGACUCGGUUUACACUUCGGACAAACAGCUGAGCCGACUGUUGAGGCCGGGCUCGACAUACGCUAACCUCAAUCCCUUUGAAGUACUUCUCGUGGAUCCGGAGGACACUUCCGAAACGAUUAGAAGACAAUACAAGAAGUUGUCGAUUCUGUUACAUCCGGACAAGAAUCCGGACGACAGGGAUAGGGCGCAGACGGCCUUCGAUGUGAUCAAUAAGGCCUACAAGUGCUUAGAGUCGGAACAGAGCCGCGCGAAGGCCCUGGAAGUGGUCGAAGAGGCGAAGUUUAGAGUCAAUCGUAUGAUCGAUGAGAAGCGCAAGAAAUUGAAGAAAGAGAAGCGAAACGAAGCCGUGGAAGAGGACGACCCCAUGAAAUACAAGCACGCGAUUAAAGUGAUGACAAUGAAGUUGUUUGCAGACUAUGAACGCAAACGACGCGCUCUGGAGGAGAGGGCACAGGAAGAGAGGAAACGCAAACGCGAGCAAGAGAUCGAUGAGGAAGAGGCCAAACAGGACGAGAAAGUGUUCGCUAAGAAUUUCGAAGAGAGUCGACAGAAUCGGGUCAACAGUUGGCAGUCAUUCUCCAAAAGCAGUAAAUCUAAGCGCAAAGACAUCCGUCCGCCCAAACAUAAAGCAGAGACCCGAUAG